Strongylus vulgaris is the source of this 678-nucleotide messenger RNA. Lineage: Eukaryota; Metazoa; Nematoda; Chromadorea; Rhabditida; Strongylidae. The record is from the annotation of a GenBank genome assembly.
AUGCCUUUGAGAUAUAUGAAUGAAUGGCCAAGAAAAAAGGCUCCAAUGUUCAACGAAAUAGAAGCAGGAAGAUUGAUUACCCUUUAUUGUGAGAACUAUGACUGGUAUCAUGGAAAGUUCAAAUGGGGCGGAAAGAACGUGGUAAGUGACAAGCAGCGUCUGCUGAAAGAAUGGUCGGAAGAAAUCUCAUCGCUCGGAUUUGCUACCCGCACCAAAGAUCAGAUCGAGGAGAAAAUUAGAAACGAAGUGAAGAAAGUGCAAAAACAUUUAAGAAAAAUCAAGGCUGAGAAAUUGAAGCGGAGAUGUUCUGCAGGUGGAAAACAGGCACAAGUACCGAGACUACCAUCUUACCUUGAUCCACUUAUUGAGCUAAUCAAUGACAGGCAUCCCGAAUAUGAUGUAACGGGGGUAGCAGAGCAGCUCCAUACGAAGCAAGGCAACUCAUCUGAGCACGAUGGUGAUUAUGACACAAGUGGUUCAUUGGAGUACAACGUUGCUCUAUUCAACGAAGACAGGAAACCCACCGAGGAGGAACUUCGUGAACUUCGCACUAAAUUAGGAUUAGAUUCGUCUGUUGUUUUGGAAGACCCAUCUACUUGCAGAGAGCAGGGACCCUCUCUCGAGCAAAACGCUGGUAAUAUUAAUCACAGUGGACGAAGCUCAGAGGAGAGGACGAAA